Messenger RNA from Thlaspi arvense, 777 nucleotides. The record is from the annotation of a GenBank genome assembly. Lineage: Eukaryota; Viridiplantae; Streptophyta; Magnoliopsida; Brassicales; Brassicaceae.
AUGGCAUCGGCAUCGGGAAAGGUUGAGAAGGGGCACCAGCUGUACAGGGACGGCAAGUACAAGGAGGCGCUUCUCUUCUAUACGGAGGCUCUCACGGCGGCGAAGGCGAAGCCGCAGAAGAUCGCUCUUCACAGCAACCGCGCCGCUUGUUAUUUGAAACUGCACGAUUUCAAAAAGGCAGCAGAAGAAUGCACGUGGGUGCUGGAGCUUGAUCAGAAACACAGCGGAGCGUUGAUGCUGAGGGCGCAGACAUUGGUCACACUUAAGGAAUACCAAUCUGCACUUUUUGAUGUCAGCAGGCUCAUGGAGUUGAACCCUGAUUCUGAGGUUUAUCAGAACCUCGAGGCUCGCUUGAGGACGCAGUUGGUAUACUCUCUCUCUCUCUCUUUCUUGCUCUGUCCAUUGCAUAGAAAGUCGCUUGCUCCAAUUCCUGAGUGUGAGGCAGAGUUGGAAGAAGAUGAAGAAGACACAGAAGAAAAGGGAACUAGCAAAGAUGAGACAAGAGAGAAGAAGAGGGUAUUAGUAGAGUCAGCUGUCGCACCAAAAACACCCGAGGUUAGAGAAGAAAAGAGCAAGGAAGGGGGGCCAUUGUCCAAUGGGUGGCAAGCUAUCCCUAAGCCCAAGGGUCAUUCGACUCUGGAUUACGCACGUUGGGAUACAGUUGAAGACUCUUCCAGUGAAGAGGAAGAGGAUGAAGACAGCGAUGAUGACGGUGAGGAGUCUCCGCCUCAGUACAGAUUCCGUGUCAGAACCGUCGGGGUGCGUCCCGUGAAGUGA